UUCUUACAUAUUGUUAUAAGUUUUCACAAGCUGAACUGAUUAGUUCCUGCGUAAAUUUUGUCUUCCAUUUUGUUCUUGGCUCUGAUCAGGCAACGAGAUUCCUCUUCUUCCGAAAAUUUAGGUCUCUUUUAGCUUUACGGAGUGUCAGAAAAGGGAAGAAAGAUUUUGUUGAUUUUGUUUCGGAUUGGUGAAUUGAUUCUCCGGUGGGAUUGUCAUGUUCAUCGUCGAAGAAUAUUGCGUGCAAGGUUUUGUUCUGGAUCUCUUCAAACACACGGAUUAGGGUUUCGUCCUUGAAGCCAAAGUCCGGCUUUCAUGGACGAUGGUGGUAGCCCUGGCAAGAUAAAGAUAUUACAGGAUCAAUUCGGAGCUCUUAGUCCAAUCCCAGAAGCUGUUCAAGACGAUUCCCCAUCAUCUUCACAGCCAAGAACCGAUAAUUCUUUCAGCAGAAAACUGAAAAGAGCUGCACUGAUGUUGAAUCUGUUCUCUCCUCGGCGUCUCUCAUGGGUCUCGAAUGGUCAGGAGAAGGUAGAGCUAUUGGCUACAGAAUUAGAAUCACUUAGAUCAGAACUUGCUGAUUUGGAGGAAAGGGAAGCUUACCUGAAAGCACAGUUGGAACAUGUGGAUGAAGUCGUACGCUCUGCCCGUUUAUCCGGUUAUCUGUAUAUUCGAACCAGGUGGAUGGCUCUCCCGGGUGAGCCGCCUCCUUUAGACGAUACAGAAGUAGACGAUUGGCUUCCCCGAUUUGUUGUCCUUCAGGGUGCUUGUCUUUUCUUCUAUUUAUUGUCAACGGAUUUGAGCCCACAAGAUUCAACCUUGCUAGCCGAUAUCACUGAAAUCGGUUCCUUACCGAUGUUCAAAAGAGUCUCUGAUGAAGUCUACCACUGCUUUUACAUUUUGACCCGUCAAGGUCUACGAUUUGAAUGCUCAGGUUCCUCUAAGACACAGGUAGAAUCAUGGUUAUCAGUGUUGCGCAGUGAUUGCAAGAUGAGGCUCCCAGAUGGAUCAGCUGAAACGCAACAUUGAUUUAAAUGGGGUUAUAUGCAUGUACAGUUGGGUUCAGAUGUAUAUAUGCUUUUCCUUUCCACGAGGGAAUCGAUUUCACUCGUGGACCAACAAUAACAACACCAUGGUUGGUUGCUCCUUUGUAUUUGUUUUAUAUUUGGUUUUCUCAUAGAGGAUUUUGUGGUCAUUUCAAUUACGUUAUUUCGUUUCA
Tarenaya hassleriana is the source of this 1213-nucleotide messenger RNA. RefSeq lists its product as uncharacterized. The transcript is spliced from 8 exons. Bases 313 to 1023 code for a protein of 236 amino acids. The record is from RefSeq and is a predicted model, not a curated record. Lineage: Eukaryota; Viridiplantae; Streptophyta; Magnoliopsida; Brassicales; Cleomaceae.